AUGACGGGAAGUACCCCCCUCCUGCCGCUAAACUCAUCAACCGCACCCUCAUCCGACAGCAAGCGUUCGAGCGAGCUAGAGCUUCCCGCGCCGAAGAGGAUCAAAUCAUCUUCGACGCCCUAUCCGAUUAACCCCAUCGCCCCACGCACACGUUUCAGCAUUCCUCUAGUGUCCACAUCCCCAUCCACACCAAAGGUCUCUUCCCCCCAACGUUACAAACCAGGACUCGUUCCCCUCCCAUCAUCACUAAGACCCCAUUGUCUCGCGCGAGAGAGGCUUCGCAAAUGGCUGCCAGCGGGAGAUAGCACUCGUCGUCCCUCAUCCACAGAACCCAGUAUCCCGCACAUCAGCGUCUCAGACGAUCAACUCAACCGCAUUCUUGAAGUGAUAGGUUCAUCCUGGGCCGAAACCACUAAAGAAACCUAUGGCGCUGGAUUAUUAGUGUUCCACGUGUACUGUGACUCCUUUAGCAUACCUGAGGAACAAAGAUGCCCAGUAUCUCCCACCCUCCUUCUCGCGUUUUUAUCCAGCUGUGCCGGAUCUUAUUCUGGGGCUGCAUUAGCUAAUUACGCAGCGGGACUGAAAGCGUGGCACCUUCUUCAUGGACGCUCGUGGAUGGUUAACACCAAGGAGCUCAAAGCGAUCCUUGACGGGGCCACAGCGCUCGCUCCAUCAACUUCCAAGUCCUCCAAACGCAAUCCAUUCACUGUAGACAUUUUGGCAACCAUCCACGCCCAUGUCAAUCUAGACGACCCACUGGAUGCCGCCGUAUUCGCUUGUAUUACAACAAUGUUCUUCACCAUAGCAAGACUCGGCGAAUUCACAGUACCUGCUAUCAAAGCCUUCAAACCGUCAAAACACAUCACACGCGAAAAUGUGUCGACGGCAGUUGAUCGAAACGGCUUACCAGUCACAAAGUUCCACAUUCCGAGCACGAAGAUGGCGCCAACAGAAGGGGAGGAUGCCUACUGGGCAGCGCAGGAAGGGCCUUGUGACCCGAAAGCCGCCCUCGAGAACCAUUUUCGAGUCAACCCAGCAGGAGACAAGGCUCACCUGUUCGCCUGGAAACACCCCAAGGGCUUGAGACCCCUCUCGAAACCAGAGCUAUCCAAGAGACUCACCGCCAUCGCACGCGCAGCCAGUCUCCCAGACCUCAAGGGUCACGGCCUCAGAAUAGGAGGAACCCUGGAAUACCUCUUACGAGGUAUUCCCUUCGAUGUAGUCAAAUCCAUGGGCCGUUGGUCAAGUGAUGCAUUCACGCUGUACCUACGUGACCACGCGGUCAUCAUCGCACCCUAUAUCCAGGCAUCCCCCGCACUAGAACCAUUCACGCGCCACACAAUGCCCCAAGUGCGUUAG
Messenger RNA from Suillus clintonianus, 1359 nucleotides. RefSeq lists its product as uncharacterized. The record is from RefSeq and is a predicted model, not a curated record. Gene Ontology annotation, molecular function: DNA binding. Gene Ontology annotation, biological process: DNA integration; DNA recombination. The transcript has a single exon. NCBI's taxonomy places the organism in Eukaryota, Fungi, Basidiomycota, Agaricomycetes, Boletales, Suillaceae. Bases 1 to 1359 code for a protein of 452 amino acids.